AUGUCUUUGUAUUUUUUGCUGAUCUUUUCCAUAUUAGUUACUGAAAUGGUUUUCUUUAUUUUGUUAGGGUUACCAUUACCAACCAAGUAUCGUAAGCCAUUAACCCUGCUGAUAAUUAAACCAUUUAGAAACCAAACAGUUCAAGUUACCAUUAAAUGCAUCAUUGUGUUCGUGUUUGUCUUAUUUGCUGAUUGCGUUAGUAAAUUAAUGACAUUAAAUGAAGAAUUAUAUUCCAAGAAAAGGGGUGAAGGUAUAUUUGGAGAAACUACUGGUGGCGGUGGUGGUGGUGCUUUUCUGAGUAGCGGUGCAAGAGCUGAUAUAUACAGUAGGAAAUUUUACGCCCAAAGAAACAUGUAUCUAACUGGUAUCACUUUGUUUUUGUCUUUAUGUGUAACUAGAAUUUUCGGUUUGGUUAUCGAAUUAUUAGAUUUGAAGGCUAAAUAUAGAAAAGUUGAUCCCACACCAAAAAAUUCAUUGUCUAAAUCUGAACUUUUAGAAGAAAUUAAAACCUUAGAUGAUAAGAUAGAAACUCUAAAAACAAAGUCAUUAAAUCUACAACAGAAAGAAUGA
Molecule: messenger RNA, 570 nt
Organism: Saccharomycodes ludwigii
Lineage: Eukaryota; Fungi; Ascomycota; Saccharomycetes; Saccharomycodales; Saccharomycodaceae
Gene: YET3
Product: Yet3p
Exons: 1
Coding region: 1-570 (189 amino acids)
Biological process (GO): intracellular protein transport; endoplasmic reticulum to Golgi vesicle-mediated transport
Cellular component (GO): endoplasmic reticulum; endoplasmic reticulum membrane
Source: RefSeq, a predicted model, not a curated record